GGUGAACGAAGCAAACCCUAGCAGCCGCCUUCAUCUGUUUCUCCCUUUCGUCUGCGCCUCCGUCUCCUCUUCUUCUCCGGCCAGCAGCCGUCGUCCGUCGCCUCGCCCUCUCUUCCUCUUGUCUGGCAGUCCCUUCUCUCUUCUCCAGCCAACUGAAUGCCGUCCCAGACGCCGGCGACCGGAGUUCUUCGAUCUAAGCAAAAUGUUGAGCUCGGAAUCUUUUGAUUGAUUGCUGCAAUUAGUAAACUAUAGAUUCUUGAAGAUUGAAUCUCUUAUGGGCUUGUUGAGUUGCAAAUAUUUGAGAUUCUUCAGCACCCAUUUGAAGUCCGUGACAUUUAGAUGCGUGGCUUUGCUUGUCAUUGCUCUGGUUCUUAGAGCUGUUGCGGCUCCACUGUUAACCGGAUUUGAGUUUGAAUAUGACAAGAUUUUGUUCAUCCAUAGCCGUACUUUGCAUCUCAGUUCAGAGUUAGGAAUUCGAAGAGCCAAGUUCUUGGAGGUUCCUCAAAUCAUAUGGGGUUUAAACAAUCAGAAGAUUGCUUUUGCCAGGGCUUGUUUAACUGCAAGGUUGCUGAACCGAACCCUUUUGAUGCCGAGCUUAAGCGCUUCAUUGUUUUACAAAGAGAUUGAUUUGUUGCAACCCAUUUCCUUUGACAAGGUCUUCCAAUUUGAAACCUUUAAUUCACUUUGUAAAGGGUUUGUCCAAUUAGGACGAUAUUCGGAUGUUUCAAACCGGACUGAUGUUAUCGAGCUUCAAAAGGGUAGUGGAAGGAGGUGGACGAUUGAGAGAGAUUUGGAACAGUUGGUACAAUUUAGCAAGGAUCCAUAUGAUCAACAGGAGAUAAUUCGAGUUAUUGGAAAGAACCCAUUUCUGUGGCCUGAUCACUGGCCGGUUAAAGACUAUGCCAAGGUCUUUGAGUGUUUAGUUUUGGUUGAUGAAAUAUCUAAAGAAGCUGACAGAGUCGUGUCCAAGAUUAGAGAGGCAGGAAAAGAGUUGAGGAGCAAAACUGCUUCAGAUAAUCCUAUUUCAGAACCAGUGCCAGUGCCUUAUGUGGCUGUUCAUAUGCGGAUUGAGAAGGAUUGGAUGAUUCAUUGUAAGAAGUUGGAGCAAAGGUCAAAGAUUAGUGAAAUCUGUAGCAGCAGGCAGGAGAUUAUGCAGAGAGUUGGGAGUAUUGCAGGCCAGCAAGCCCCGACAGCGGUCUAUCUUGCCGUGGCUGACAGUCUUCUUGAAGACAACUCAAUCUUGAAUGGUUGGAGGGAAGGCUUGGUUCCCUUUGAGAAGAAUAAACUGGGAGUUAUGGAAAUCUACAAGAGGUAUCCUUACCUCAUUCAAUCAGCAAUUGAUUAUGAGGUUUGCUUAAGAGCCGAUGUAUUUGUGGGGAACAGUUUUUCCACAUUUUCGAGCCUCAUAGUUCUUGAGAGAACACAGAAGAUGAUCAAGAUGGGUGUCACAAGUUUUUGUGGAAUGGAUAUAAGAUGGCCUUCCUAUGCCUAUAAUAUCUUAGGAGAACCGAAUGGCCCUCGUAGGUGGAUGACAAAUAUGUCUGCCUCGAGUCUAAAAGCAAUCAGCUACGGUUCAAACGAUGUAUCUUGCUAAAGCUUAUAUAAGCAAUUCUUUGUUUGAUUGUGCUUUUGUAGGAAGCAUGACUUUGCUUUCUGAAGUUCAUUGGAGGGCAUUAGUGUGCCUUCAAAACAAUUCUGUGUAAAGAUAUCCAUAAAAGAGACCCAAAAUAGCUGGUUGAUCACAA
Diospyros lotus (date-plum) is the source of this 1745-nucleotide messenger RNA. Its product is annotated as O-fucosyltransferase 23. The transcript is spliced from 2 exons. The record is from RefSeq and is a predicted model, not a curated record. Gene Ontology annotation, biological process: pollen-pistil interaction. Lineage: Eukaryota; Viridiplantae; Streptophyta; Magnoliopsida; Ericales; Ebenaceae. Bases 275 to 1594 code for a protein of 439 amino acids.